Messenger RNA from Andrographis paniculata, 2022 nucleotides. RefSeq names its product protein phosphatase 1 regulatory inhibitor subunit PPP1R8 homolog. Gene Ontology annotation, molecular function: protein binding; mRNA binding. The coding region runs from base 298 to 1587 and encodes 429 amino acids. Lineage: Eukaryota; Viridiplantae; Streptophyta; Magnoliopsida; Lamiales; Acanthaceae. The transcript is spliced from 3 exons. The record is from RefSeq and is a predicted model, not a curated record.
UCUUUCUCUCUGCUUCCCCCAAAUAUUUCGUCGAUCCUGGUUUUGGUUCCCUUUACCUUUUUGGUUCACUUCUAAUUAUCAAAUUUCAAUACUGAUUCAAUUUCCCUCCAUCUCAUCUUUAAUCGAGAAGUCGAAGAAGGAUUCUGCGCGCCCACCGUGAAAAGAAGGGUGAAGAUCAGUUUUAUAGGUUGAUUUAUGGCUCUUCCCGUAGUUUUAUAGGAUGGUGAUAUUGGGAUGUGAUAUCGCGUAGAACUCCUACCUGAUUCGGGUUUUUGAAGGAUUUGUGUACUUAAGACUAUGUAUGGCAGAGCAGGCCUUGAUCGAUUCAAGAAAGCUCAGUCUUCGGAACCCUUCUCAGUUACUGGUAAUUCUGCUGCAGCAAAGUCAGCUGCCGUGUCGGCUUUGACAGAAUCACAUAAUCCUCGCCUUACAGUUCCUUCAGCUAAUCAAACCAAUGGGUUACACGCGAAAAUUCAGUUUCCAAAUCAUCAGAAUGUAGCGCAAAAUACUGUAACUCCCGAUCCAGGGACGAAUGCGGCACUUACCCAACAGGUGACACAGGUUGGAGGCGGCCAGUCUUCAUGGCAGCCUCCUGAUUGGGCAAUCGAGCCACGCCCGGGUGUUUAUUAUCUUGAUGUCGUCAAGGAAGGGGAGGUUAUUGGGCAGAUUAAUUUGGACAAGAGGAAGCAUAUCUUUGGCAGGCAGUUUCAUACAUGUGAUUUUGUGCUCGAUCAUCAGUCUGUCUCGCGACAACAUGCAGCUGUUGUGCCACACAAAAAUGGCAGCAUAUAUGUCAUUGAUUUAGGGUCUGCUCACGGCACGUUUGUUGCGAAUGAGAGAUUGACUAAAGAUACACCGGUCGAGCUCGAGUCUGGUCAGUCUCUGAGAUUUGCUGCUUCGACCCGAACGUACAUUUUGAGGAAGAACAACGCAGCUCUAUUCCCUCCGCCCCAACAACCAGCAGAGAUCAAUCUUCCGCCACCUCCGGAUCCCUCUGACGAAGAAGCCGUGUUGACUUAUAACACAUAUGUCAACCGUUUUCUGAAUGGUCUGAAAAGAGCCGAUGCAUUGUCUAAAUCCGACGGGUCGAAAAAUGACAGUCAUGUGGUGGAGAGAGCGUCUAAGAGAAUCCGAAGAACAAGAGUGGCCUUUAAGGAUCAGGUCGGGGGACAGCUCGUCGAAGUCGUCGGAUAUUCCGAUGGAGCUGAUGUGGAGACGGAACCGGGCCCCGUUGGUGUCAAAGAAGGUAGUAGCCUCGUCGGGAAAUACGAAUCCCUCGUACAGGUGACUGUAAUACCGAAAGGGAAAGAACAGCCUCCCGGGAAGGAGGUCGCCGACCCCCAAACCGGCGUCACAGAGAAGCUCAAACAAGUCUUGAACAAAGUCAAAUCUCCGGCGAAUUCAAAGAGCGGCGGUGGAAUAUACGACGAUCUUUAUGGCGAAUCCUUUCCGGAAAAAGUAGGCGGUUCUUGGGCAUUCUCGUCCGUUGGAUCUUCUGGUCGAGAUACUUGUGCUGCCAAGAAAGGAGGAAAUGCUGAAUCCGUCAACAAGGAUGACGAUGACGACGAUGAUGAUCUAUUCGGGUAGCCGGAUGUCGUGGUGCUUUGCAACCUUGGGUGGCAGGUAUGUGUUAUCGAACCAACGUAUACUUUUUUUUGUCGUGCUGUCGUUGUUGUCUCGCCUAUCGUGUUUGAUAUGAACUAGGUUGAAUCGAGUUUAGUCGAAUUUGUGUGUCUCUGCUUAAAUGUGUAGACCUCAGAGAGAGAUUUUAAGUUUAGAAAGAUUGAUCGACGGAUCUAUGAUAAGUAAGCUAUGUUUUUUGCACCCGGUAAAAGGUUUCAAUUUUAUAUAACUACUUAGAGUUUUUAAAAAGAAUACUGUUAUUAUAUGGAAUAAAUAUUUGAUGAAUAGUGUUGUAAGUUUAAAAACAAAUAAUAUUGCAAGUAGUUCAAUACAAGAGUUGGUUUUGAAAUUAGUUAUAGCAAGUGUUGUUUUGUUGGAAGCGAUUACAUUACAUUACAG